This is a messenger RNA of Helicoverpa armigera (cotton bollworm), 2344 nucleotides long. Its product is annotated as sodium channel protein Nach-like. Bases 809 to 2344 code for a protein of 511 amino acids. The record is from RefSeq and is a predicted model, not a curated record. Gene Ontology annotation, biological process: sodium ion transmembrane transport. Gene Ontology annotation, molecular function: ligand-gated sodium channel activity. Lineage: Eukaryota; Metazoa; Arthropoda; Insecta; Lepidoptera; Noctuidae. Gene Ontology annotation, cellular component: plasma membrane. The transcript is spliced from 9 exons.
UAAAGUACUUGUAUCAAAAUGAAGAGUCAAUGAAAACACCAUUGUGUUAAUGAUGUUGCCAGUGCAAUAAAAUUCGUUAGUAUUAUUUAACUAAUGUAUUGUUAAAUAGUGACUACUUAUGUUUUUGUAAAUAUCGACAUGUUAUAAAUUAAGUUGUCACAUGUUUAGCCAAUAAAUGCAAUUACAAUCAAUUGCAUUUACACAAUUUUUUACGCGUUAUUUUAUUUUCAACGAUUAAAACUUCACUUAUUAAUAGCAAAUGAUGAAAUAAGAGAAAUAAUAAAAAUUAUAAUUUUAAAUUAAGAUUUAAAAAUGCAACACGUAGUCAUCAAGCAGCAAUUAAUAAUUAUUUUACUCCAUCUUUUGUUUAAAAGUCUUCCGCGAUAUUUGUAUUUGUAAAAUAAAAAUUAAUAUUAUAUUUAUAAUGAAGUUAAAUGUAUGUAAUGUAAAUAAACUAUGUUUAAGUACGAGUGUAUGUUUAAGUUGUUAUAUUGAAAGUGUAAACGAAGCUGAUGAUUCGAGUGUGUUAAUUUGUUAAUUUCUAGUGCGAUCUGACAUUGUUGAAAUAAACAAAACAAUUAUGUACUUACACAAUUCGUUUUAUUAUAAUGGAAGUAAUGACCUUCAUAGUCAAGCAUUAGUAGAUUAAGGCUGCACAAUUAUAACAUUUUAUAAUUAAUUGAUUAAUAAUUCAUUGCAUUUGCACAACAUGAAACAGUGGCGUUAGUUUUUGACGAUCAUAAUAUUAAGUCCAUCACCCGUGUCAAUACCACUAGGCAUAGGAUUUGAAGUAAUUCUUGCUUACAAUAUGUCUAAAACAAAAACAACAAUAUGUAAAGAGUUGAUAAAAGAUUAUUGUGCUAACUGCACUUUUGCUGGCAUACAUUAUAUUGCGGAUGACAAUAAACAUGUGACUGAGAGGUUACUUUGGCUGGUGCUUGUUAUUUUAUCCUGGUACGGGUCUGCGCUCCUCAUCAUAUCGGCUUGGGAUGCCUUCCGCCAGAGUCCUAUCAGCUUCGGCCUGGAGACCACCUACACAGAAUGGGAAACAAAAAUGCCAACAGUAGCCAUUUGUGAAAUAGCUAACAAUCCAAAAAUAUUCAACGUUUCGGAUACGAUCUGGCCUCCCGGCCAUCUAUUGGACUUAGAAGACGCGCUGAAGGAGAUCGUCUACUUUCGAGGAGUAACCUACGUUCUCGUUGGCACGUGCUACAAAAACCCGGACCCUGACCCCUUGUGCCCUCAGUCCAACUACACAUACUAUGCAAACCUAGUGCGAAGCGACUGCACUAAGAUUAUCAAGAAUUGCACGUAUAACGAUGAAGAGUUUCCUUGCUGUGAAUACUUCCAGCCCAUAGAAACUGAUAUUGGACCGUGUUUCAUUUUAAAUUCCAUUCAGACAAAGAAACCACGGCCAUACCCGAUGGUAAAUAAUUUGCAAAAUCUGCGAGGAGUCAUUAAAUUCGAUUCCUAUUUGACGACAAUGAUGUAUACCCUUGGAGAGGACGAGGUGCCAACUGUGACCACUCUGCACUCCUCUACAUUAAAGCUACAACCAGGCUAUAUUUAUCGACGUAUACUAUCAGUGCGGAACAUAGAAAACGAUCCCCUGAUUACGGAGACGACGUCGGAGCAGCGCGCAUGCCGAUUCCACCACGAGAACGAAGAUGGCCUGUAUCCUCACUACUCGUACAGUGCGUGCACUGUCCUCUGUCGCAAGAGAGCACAGCUCGAGUCGUGCCAGUGCAACGAUCACUUCAUACUCGGCACCACUGAAGAAACUCGUUGUAAUUUAACGGGAAUGGCUUGUCUUAACACCCUGUCUAGUCACUUGACUACACUGAAGCCACCGUGGGCCAACCGUCCCGGACUCUCAUGCAACUGUCUGCCUUCAUGCGAUGAAACUGAAAUUACAGUUAUUAAGGAUGUUUCUAUACCGGUUAAAGGCAAAGGUCAUAAAAAGAAGGCACGCGUUGAAAUAAUACUCGCUUAUUUGCCCACUGAAAGAUUCAAAAGAAACGUUGUUCGAAGCCGGUUGGAUUUAGUUGUGUCAGUAGGAGGUACAACAGGGCUAUUUGUUGGUGCCAGCCUGCUGAGCUUCGUCGAACUAUUUUUCUUCUUCACCGUUCGUUUCAUUAGUAACGUCUGGAUGGAGAGGAAGAAGACUGAGAAUGUCCUAGCUGUCAAACCUUCUACAACACCUAUUACACAUGAAGUUGAAAACCUUGAAGAAAUUCCCUCAGUCGAUGUUAACACAGAACUGCUACAAGAAGCAUAUGUUACGAGUGGUGUGCCAACAUUGUCACCAAAGAUUAACAAUACUGGAAUCAUCAAAUUAAAGUAA